Austrofundulus limnaeus is the source of this 2326-nucleotide messenger RNA. It is a transcript of the gene hbs1l, whose product is annotated as HBS1-like translational GTPase. Lineage: Eukaryota; Metazoa; Chordata; Actinopteri; Cyprinodontiformes; Rivulidae. Gene Ontology annotation, molecular function: GTP binding; GTPase activity. The record is from RefSeq and is a predicted model, not a curated record.
CACAAGCGACAUCAAUGGCAGCCGUGGUAAUGCACAUGUCUGCGAGCUGAAUAACAUUUACACCGGCGGGACCGAGAGAGGAGGACAAACAGACAAAGAAUGUCUCGCCACAGAAAUGUUCGAGGUUACAACUACGACGAAGAUUUUGAAGAUGAUGACAUGUAUGGACAGUCUGUGGAUGACGACUACUGUAUAUCACCAGCAACGGCCAAUCAGUUCAUCUACUCACGUCAAGAGAGACAAGCACCAAAAGAGGAGCCUUUAGAGGAGGAAGAAGAUGAAGCUGGGGAUAUUCCCAUGUCCCCUACUGUUGACCACAACUUUGACCCUCUUGAUCAAGCAAAGCUUUAUUCCUGCCUGGACUACAUGCGGACCGUGCUGGGGGAUGCGGUGCCAGACUCGGUCCUGACCCAGGCAGCUGUCAGGCAUGGGUUUGACCCACAGAAGGCACUGAAUUCAGUACUAUCUGAAGACACCAAGACAGCCCUGGUCACCAGAAGUGCAAAUGAAGAGAUUGGCAGAGUUAGUCAAGAGAAGAGGCCUCUUCCAGAAAGAACCAAACAGGAGACCGUGGCUGAGAAAGCUAAAAGCAGAGAUGUGUCUCACAAUAAACUGGAUUCUGAAGUUGUACCCAAAGUGGCCCGCAUGACCGUUACUGGAAAGAAGCAGACGAUGGGAUUUGACGUUCCUGGCACCGGGGAGAACGGCCCCGUCGUCCCUUCUGUGCGACGAGGCGGCAGCCCAGAAAACGCUGCUGCUCCCGAGUCCGCCUCGAAACGUCCCGAGACACCAUCUAAAGGACCAAACGUGGACGAGUUCUCCGCUAGUGCCACGCCGGGGCGCUCCUCUGGGAAAACCCGGCAGGCGAUCAACAUCAAGGCAGAACUAGAGAAGAGACAAGGGGGAAAACCUCUGUUAAAUUUGGUAGUUAUAGGUCAUGUGGACGCAGGUAAGAGCACGCUGAUGGGCCACCUCCUUUAUCUGCUGGGUAAUGUCAACAAGCGCACCAUGCACAAAUACGAGCAGGAGUCAAAAAAGGCGGGAAAAGCCUCCUUUGCCUAUGCCUGGGUUCUUGAUGAAACUGGCGAGGAGAGGGACAGAGGUGUGACAAUGGACGUUGGCAUGACUAAGUUUGAGACGGACUCUAAGGUGGUGACCCUGAUGGAUGCACCGGGCCACAAAGACUUCAUUCCCAACAUGAUAACGGGCGCUGCACAGGCGGAUGUGGCGGUGCUGGUGGUGGACGCCAGCAGAGGAGAGUUUGAGGCUGGCUUCGAGGCCGGUGGUCAGACCAGAGAGCACGCUCUGCUGGUGCGUUCCCUGGGCGUCACUCAGUUGGCUGUAGCUGUCAACAAGAUGGACCAGGAGUCGGAUGUUUUCUUUGUCCCCACCAGUGGCCUAUCGGGAGAAAACCUGACUGUCAGGAGUUCAGUAGCAGAACUCAGGUCUUGGUACAGUGGAGCCAGCCUGCUGGAGCAGAUCGAUUUAUUCAAAGCCCCUCAGAGGUCCAUAGACAAACCCUUCAGACUGUGCGUCUCAGACGUGUUCAAAGACCAGGGCUCAGGCUUCUGUGUUACAGGGAAGAUCGAGGCGGGUUCUGUUCAGACUGGAGACAAAAUACUGGCAAUGCCCCCGAAUGAAACUUGCACUGUUAAAGGAAUCACUCUCCAUGAUGAGGCUCUGGACUGGGCUGCAGCAGGAGAUCAUGUCAGCCUCACUGUCACCGGCAUGGACAUCAUUAAGAUAAACGUCGGCUGUGUGUUCUGCCAUCCGAAAGAGCCGAUUCGUGUCUGUACUCGAUUUAAAGCCAGAAUUCUCCUCUUCAACAUUGAGGUUCCCAUCACACAAGGCUUUCCUGUGCUGCUUCAUUACCAGACGGUCAGCGAGCCGGCCACCAUCAGAAAACUGAUCAGUGUUCUGCACAAGAGCAGCGGUGAGGUCCUUAAGAAGAAACCAAAGUGUUUGAGUAAAGGUAUGAAUGCCAUCGUGGAGAUCCAGACCCAGAGGCCGGUGUCGUUAGAGCUGUACAAGGAUUACAAAGAGCUGGGCCGCUUCAUGCUGCGAUACGUGGGCUCCACCAUCGCUGCAGGGGUCGUCACAGAGAUCAAAGAAUGAAGGUCCUCUCUGCCAACACAGAGCAUGUCAAACUUUGCCACAAACAGAACAAAUCCCCCAGGAGAUCCCACUCGUGGAACCAGAGCUUCGUUUUUUUUCUCUCCAUCCGGUCCUCGGUGUAACCCGACUGCUUCACCUAACACUAACUUCACAAACACCAACCUUGUCUCUGAUUACCCAAGAUCAAACUUAAAAAAAAAUCCUCCUCAAA